UUCCACCACCGACGUCUUCAUUGAACAAGCACAAGCAAGGCCAUAUACAGCGUAUAAUAAGAUCCCCCCCCCUCUACCCACUCUCUUUCCUCUGUGCCACCUCUCACUCCUAACACCAUGGUGUCCAAGUCAGCAAAGACACUUCUACUCCUGGCGUUUGGGUCGCUACUACAUUCGGCAUAUUCUGCUUACGAGGCCGUAUGGAAGACCCAAGGUGUUUCGAGGAACAACCUGCCAUUCGAUAUUGUAGCUGAAUGCCUUUUAUCAACAGCUGCCAUUGUGGUCAUCACGGUGCUGAGUUCGGAUGAACUGAAACCAAUUUCUCUACACAAAGCAUCACACCUCGAACCCGACUCGGCUUUCCUGAGCUACCGCCCAAAUUUCUUGGACAUUCGGAAACGACGUGAACAGUACAAAGCCACCUUGGAAGAAAAAUAAGAAAUGGUUUCUUGGUUAUCGAACACACAUGCGCUAUAGUUUAACGAACAACAAA
Messenger RNA from Schizosaccharomyces japonicus yFS275, 493 nucleotides. RefSeq names its product protein involved in protein folding in the ER. The record is from RefSeq and is a predicted model, not a curated record. Gene Ontology annotation, cellular component: cytoplasm; endomembrane system. The transcript has 2 exons. The coding region runs from base 118 to 438 and encodes 106 amino acids. NCBI's taxonomy places the organism in Eukaryota, Fungi, Ascomycota, Schizosaccharomycetes, Schizosaccharomycetales, Schizosaccharomycetaceae.